Oncorhynchus gorbuscha (pink salmon) is the source of this 948-nucleotide messenger RNA. RefSeq names its product small nuclear ribonucleoprotein Sm D3-like. Gene Ontology annotation, cellular component: commitment complex; U4 snRNP; U5 snRNP. The record is from RefSeq and is a predicted model, not a curated record. Gene Ontology annotation, molecular function: RNA binding. Bases 372 to 755 code for a protein of 127 amino acids. NCBI's taxonomy places the organism in Eukaryota, Metazoa, Chordata, Actinopteri, Salmoniformes, Salmonidae. Gene Ontology annotation, biological process: RNA processing; spliceosomal snRNP assembly. The transcript is spliced from 4 exons.
ACUAUAGUGGAGAGUUGAAUACACAAAGGGCACAAUGAAAGGACAUGGCCUGUCAAGAUUGUCUUUUUAAUUUAUCUAAACGCGUUCAUUUUACAAAGGGGUCGUCUCCAUCUAAACAAGCGGGGGCGGCUAAACUUCUUUAGCAAACGUAAGAUAUAUAAUCAUAUAUCGAGGAAGACAACAAGUCACAUGAAGCAUCGCUUUACGUUAAUCCGGAAGUUUUUUCCUUUCUCCAGUUGCAUUCUGGGUAGUGGUAAAACGCACGAAAUACUCUCGCCGCUGAUUCAUUGGUCGCACGUUGCAGAAGCAUGAAAGUUUGAAGACUGCGGAAAUCAACAAAGAACAACUUCAAAUUAAGGAUCUCUGCAAAUAUGUCCAUCGGCGUGCCCAUCAAGAUCCUGCAUGAAGCAGAGGGUCACAUUGUGACCUGUGAGACCAACACUGGUGAAGUGUACAGAGGCAAGCUCAUUGAGGCUGAGGACAACAUGAACUGCCAGAUGUCCAAUAUCACUGUGACUCAUCGGGAUGGCCGUGUAGCCCAACUAGAGCAGGUCUACAUCCGGGGCAGCAAGAUUCGCUUCCUGAUUUUACCGGACAUGUUAAAGAAUGCUCCUAUGUUGAAGAGCAUGAAAAACAAGAACCAGGGCACCGGAGCAGGAAGGGGGAAGGCAGCCAUUCUCAAAGCCCAGGUGGCUGCAAGAGGACGAGGUCGUGGAGGAAUUGGAAGAGGAACCAUUUUCCAGAAGAGGCGAUAGUAUCUGCAAUGGUUAAUUAAAAAAGAUAGCAUGGUAGUGUUUUUAAUGUUUUUUUCUUAAGAGAAUACUUUUUUUCUUUAGCCAGACUUUUACAUUUUCCAAGACGGACACAUGUUUUUGACAUUGUAAUUUUUUUAUAUAUAUAAAUGUAUAUUUGUAAUAAAUUGUCGGUUCCCCUGUCUGCUCAUUUCUA